Molecule: messenger RNA, 1893 nt
Organism: Camellia sinensis
Lineage: Eukaryota; Viridiplantae; Streptophyta; Magnoliopsida; Ericales; Theaceae
Source: RefSeq, a predicted model, not a curated record
AUGGUGGCAAUAGUGACGCUAUUACAGCACAUCAAACUCAGGAAUGAACAUAUUAAUGGCUUGAAGAAAACCCCAUUUUGGGCAUUGUUUGAUGCAAUAUUGAAAAACAAGAUAAAUUGUAAACAAUGCAGCAAAUAUGAUGACAUUUCCUUAAAAAUAAUUCAAACAUACCAGCUAGGCAGCAGUGGUUCUUCACAGUUAGGACCAGAAAUUGUAAAGCUAACAACAGAAGACAUCAAGUCCAUCUUCGGUAUAUCUUGUGGAGAUGAGCCGAUACAUCUUGGUUAUGAAAAUAAAAGAAGAUCAUCAUUUCUGACAAGAAGAUACAUACAAACUGAAAGGCUAUCGAGCACAACCAUCAUAGACUUGUUGCAAAAAGCAUUGAAAGGCAAGAAGAAAGAAGACACUGAAGAUGUGAUGAGGAUGCUGUGUAUGUAUACUUGUUUGAAGCUUUUUUUCUCUACAUCAGGAACAACAGUUGGAUGGGUAUUUCUUAAUUACAUAGAAGACAUAAACUCAAUGAGAAAAUACAAUUGGGCAGAAGCAAUAAGGAACACACUGAUGUCUUCAAUUGAAAAAUACCACAAAAAUCCAGCAAAAGUCACAGGAUGUGUUAUGGCUCUCUUGGUAACUAGUGCUCAAUUAAAUGAGGAAAUACAAGAACAAGAACAACAAAAACAAGAUACUGAAAAAACUGAAGAAGAAGAAGAAGAAGAUGGUCAAUAUGCUGAAGAGUGCCACCAAGAACAAAAGCCAGCAAAUGAAGACUUUAAUGACUUCUGCAACAUUAUACUCAAUGAUGCACCUGAGGGAGAAGAACAAAUUCAUCAACAAACACUUGAGAAACUUCAAAUUGAGAACAACAAUUUUCAACUAGACAACAUAGUGAAGCCCAUCUACAUAAAUAAACUAGAAGAGGAUAACAGGCUACUCACAGCACAAAUACAACAAUUGAAAGAUAAAAAUUCUCGAUUACAUAACCAAUUGGUUGAAAAAGAGGUCCAUGAGAUAACCCAAGAAAUUUGUGCAGUAAAACAUUCUGGGACAGAUGCAAAGAAUGAAGGUCAUACAAUAAACGAUGAAAAUUCUCAAGUGCUGCAGAAAGAGGUCCAUGAAAAUUCUGAAGUGGUGGACAAAGAGCUCCAUCAGAAAGAGGUCCAUGAAAAUUCUGAAGUUGUGGACAAAGAGCUCCAUCAAAAAGAGGUCCAUGAGAUAACGCAACAACCUUUUGCAACAAAACAUUGUGAGACAAAUACAAAUGUGAAAGAUUGUCAAAAUUCUCAGUUGCAGAAUCAGUUACUAGAGGAAGAAGUUCAUGACUUAACCCAACAAGUUUGUGCAAUAAAAGCCGAUGAUCUAACAGAAUCAAGACAAACAAAUCUACAGAAUUCCAUGAUUAAAAAUAUCAAAGCUAAAGCAAGGAAGACUACUGAGGUGUCUGAUUAUGAGUAUAGAGGCAAGAAAGUUAAAGUUGAGAAAGAAAAGGAACACAAAGAUGAGACAAUUUCAAACAAGUAUGCUAUGGCUCAAUUGCUACCUCCUGAAGAUAAAUAUAAACUACAAAUUCUUUGGAAAGAAAAGCAAACAGAAUCAAGUGCUUGUAUAUGGUUUGGCACAAGAUAUGAAAAUUGUGUGUUUUUUAAUGAUAUCAAGAACUUGGUAAAAGGGACAGACAUAUCCAGCUGUACAAUUGAUGCAUAUGCUGAGAUUCUUCAAAGAGAACCACAAGCACAGAAUUCUAGUGAUGGAGCAGAGCACAAUGGCAAGUCUUUCAUACUGUCAAGUCUAUAUUGGCAAAAAAUCAUCCAUCAAUACAUGAGGGAUACACCUUGUCAAGCAGAAAAAGCCUGGAAUCCAGAUGUCAAGAUUGAAUCAGUCAAAGACAGCCCUUAA